Onthophagus taurus is the source of this 899-nucleotide messenger RNA. It is a transcript of the gene ND-24, whose product is annotated as NADH dehydrogenase ubiquinone. Gene Ontology annotation, cellular component: respiratory chain complex I. Gene Ontology annotation, biological process: mitochondrial electron transport, NADH to ubiquinone. The record is from RefSeq and is a predicted model, not a curated record. Gene Ontology annotation, molecular function: NADH dehydrogenase activity. Lineage: Eukaryota; Metazoa; Arthropoda; Insecta; Coleoptera; Scarabaeidae.
AACGUUAGAUGGCGUCAUAAUUAUACGUCAAUUUCCAUAACCUGUCAUUUUUAACGGAUUAAAACCAAAAUAACAAAAAACUUAACGUUUAACACUAAAAUAUCCUUUCCAAAAUGCUUUCGAGUUUACAAAAAAUGACCCAAUGCCUGUUGCGGUCUCCAAACGCGAGAUUAAUUCAAACUUCUUCUACUCUACAAUCUGAUGCUUUAUUUGUACAUCGCGAUACAAAAGAAGAUAACCCCGAUAUCCCAUUUGAUUUUACACCUGAAAAUAAAAAGAGGGCUGAUGCGAUUAUGGCAAUUUACCCGGAAGGUCAUAAGAGAGCCGCCAUGAUUCCUUUAUUGGAUUUAGCUCAACGUCAACAUGGUUGGUUACCAAUUUCUGCUAUGCAUAAAGUAGCUGAAAUUUUAAAUUUACCUCGUAUGAGGGUUUAUGAAGUAGCCACAUUUUACACUAUGUUUUUAAGAAAACCAACUGGUAAAUACCACAUUGGUGUAUGCACUACAACUCCGUGUUGGUUACGUGGUUCAGAUUCAAUUUUAAACACCAUUAAAAGUGAAUUAAAAAUUGAAGUUGGAGAAAUGACCAAAGAUGGGAUGUUCACAUUAAGUGAAUUGGAAUGUUUGGGAGCUUGCGUUAAUGCCCCGAUGCUUUCAAUCAAUGAUGAUUAUUAUGAAGAUUUAACUGUGGAAGAUACGAAAGAAAUUUUAAAUGAUUUAAAAAGUGGUAAGAAACCAAGAGCUGGUCCAAGAAGUGGUCGCUUUGCAGCUGAACCACAUGGAGAAUUUACUUCCUUAAAAUCAGAACCACCUGGUCCUGGUUUCAUGGUUCGCCCAGAUUUAUAAAUGUUGUACAUAUAAUUAUUUAUAUAUAGUAAAUAAAUGUAUGAUUUAAAUGUA